GUUGACUCUGACCAGCGAGUUCAAGUCAUGGCGGGGUUGGACACCAUCCCUCGUCUCCCUGGCGUGCCACUGGAUCCCAAGCGCAUCGGUCUGUGGAAAAUUGGAAGGACCAUAGGGACAGGUGCCUCUGGUCGUGUUCGCAUUGCUCGCCACGCCAAGACUGGACAGUAUGCUGCUAUAAAAAUUGUUUCCAAACUAAGCUUCGACCCAACUACACCUCUCAACUGCAUCAGCAGCACCACAGACUAUAAUCUUGUUGCGCUUGAACGUGAAAUCGUCGUCAUGAAGCUGAUCGACCACCCCAACAUCAUGCGUCUCUACGACGUUUGGGAGACAUCGACUCAUAUGUACCUCAUACUCGAAUAUGUUCAAGGAGGCGAGUUGUUUGAGCAUCUUUGCAAACGCGGUCGACUUCCCACCGAAGAGGCUCGAGGUUAUUUCCAGCAAAUCAUCUCUGCCAUCGACUAUUGUCAUCGCUUCAAUAUUGCGCAUCGCGACCUCAAGCCGGAGAACAUUCUUUUGGACGAGCAAUCGAACAUCAAAAUUGCCGAUUUUGGCAUGGCGGCAUGGUUGACCAACGGCAUGCUGCAAACUUCGUGCGGGAGUCCCCACUACGCAGCUCCAGAGGUAUUCGACUCUCGACGAUACGAGGGUUCUGGGGCAGAUAUUUGGUCAUGUGGUGUCAUUCUGUUUUCCUUAUUGGCUGGGCGAUUGCCUUUCGAGUCUGACGACGACGAUAUGGACGCCCUGGUACCGAAAAUCCUAGGCGCCGCAUACGAUAUGCCUCAAGACAUCGAUCCCAGUGCUCAAGACCUCAUACGCAAAAUGCUCGUUGUCAACCCUCAUCAGCGUAUCACGAUGCCUGAACUUCUACAACAUCCAUUCUACAACUUGAACAAGCCUAUCACCAGCUAUCACGUUCCUUCCCUCGAGAAUAUUUCCCGCCCAAUCACCAACGGAACUCCUAUCGAUCCCGAUAUACUUGCCAACCUCCGUGCUCUGUGGCAUCCAACUCCCGAUGAGGAGAUUCUCGGAAGUCUGAAAAAUGAGGAACAAAAUUGGCAGAAAGGUAUAUACCACCUUCUUGUCGACUAUCGCAAUCGCCAUUCCGAAGAUUAUCACGAAGAGGAAAAGCUCGCUGAAGCUCGACGGCAAAAGAGGAAGCAGAAACGCCAGCAACAAACCCUUUUCGCAGUCUCUUCAAACUCAACUAUUGUCAGAGUACUACGACAAGCUGAACUUCCUCCUCGGGAUGGACCGCCUACUCCUCGAAGAGCUGUACGCCGUUCAUCAUUUGCCAAUGACUCACCCAUGGUCCCCAAAAUCCAGUUUCUUCCUGCUACUCCUACACCUGAGAAAACUGGUCAUCUUGCUCCUCAAUCUGCCGAUACAGAUAUCAAGAUGCAGGCUGCUUGGAAUCAAAUUGCCGAGGAUCUCAAUACUGGGACAAAAGACUAUCCUGAACCUUUUGCUUGGAGUCAUCUUCCCUCUCUAGGUACAACUCUUGAUCGCUCUGAUACUGCAAGCACGCGCCCCCUCAGCAUCCAGAGGAAAGUCCAGCCGUCACGUGCCAGAGUUGAAGCAGAUAUGGAGGACAAGGAGAAUGUGGCCGAUCCGUCCGUGGGAACUGUCCCCAAGUCGUCAUUGAAGACAGGCAAACAUGGGAAAAAAGCGAUGCCUUCAGACAAACGAGUCAAAAUCAUGGCGCCAGCACCUUUCUCAAAACUCGGAAUACGCAGAGUAUCACCCUCGUCUCCGGUUCCAGGCUUGCCUUCGAGAUCUACUUCUAUCUCCGUCUCUCCCAAACGUCGGUGGUUGGGAGGUGUCUUUAACUCGAAACCCGUCGCAGUGACCUUUGAAUCAUUCUAUGACAUAUACACUACCAGAAACGAGUGUCGACGCUUGUUGAUGGAAAUGGACUUGCGGGUGGUGUUGGGCGAUGCAGAAGGACUCGGGGUGCUUCACUGUCGUCUUGAAGACACCAAGCAUCCAAGCGUUCUCAUGGCAACGAUGAAAGCAGUGCAAUUCAGAGCAGAAGUGCAGCGAUUUGUCCAUGCACGAAAUGAAGAGUCAGUUUCGGUCCGAGUUGUCUACGAGAAAGGGUCUGUAGACACGUUUAAAGAGGUUUGCAAGCGGCUGUCGAGAAAUUGGGACCUCGAUCAAUUUGUCGACUGA
Molecule: messenger RNA, 2175 nt
Organism: Mycena indigotica
Lineage: Eukaryota; Fungi; Basidiomycota; Agaricomycetes; Agaricales; Mycenaceae
Product: CAMK/CAMKL/GIN4 protein kinase
Exons: 2
Coding region: 28-2175 (715 amino acids)
Biological process (GO): intracellular signal transduction; protein phosphorylation
Cellular component (GO): cytoplasm
Molecular function (GO): ATP binding; protein serine/threonine kinase activity
Source: RefSeq, a predicted model, not a curated record